Messenger RNA from Tupaia belangeri chinensis (Chinese tree shrew), 480 nucleotides. RefSeq names its product NADH dehydrogenase [ubiquinone] 1 alpha subcomplex subunit 13-like. Gene Ontology annotation, cellular component: respiratory chain complex I. NCBI's taxonomy places the organism in Eukaryota, Metazoa, Chordata, Mammalia, Scandentia, Tupaiidae. The record is from RefSeq and is a predicted model, not a curated record.
AUGGGGACAUCAAAGGUAAAGCAAGACACACCCCCACCAGUGGCUAUCCUCAUCAACUACAAGUGGAACCUACCACAUCGGGGACUGUCGGGCUACAGCAUGUUCGCCAUAGGCACUGGGAUGUUCUUUAGGUACUGGGGCGUGAUGAUAGAACUGCGGGAGAACCUGAAGGAGGAGGCCAUCAUCAUGAAAGAUGUGCCUAACUGGGAGAUGGGGGAGUCCAUGUUCCACACGACACACCGGGUGCCCCCCAUGAUGGGAGAGCUGUACGGGCUCCACUCAGGCAAGGAGAUUCUCUAUACAGACUAUGGCUUCAUGUGGCACUUGGAGAACCUGCGACCUGGGCUGCACCUCCCCACUGGGCAAAGAAGUUUGUCCCGCUUCGCCAUCAUUCCGAAGUCCUGCUCCUGCAAGAACAGGUCGGGCGAUGCCAAUCUCCUUUCUAGGGUCAAAGUCUUCGAGGGAGAUGGGGACGACUGA